AUAAUGGGAGCUAAAGGGGUACUUGCCACACACUGUGUCAUCUUGUACCUCCUUCAGAUGGUGGCACUGAGUUCAGAAGAAUUCACCGUGGCUGGCUUGACUGGGCCAGUCUUGGCUCCAUUGGGUGGAAACCUUGAACUGAGUUGUCAGUUGUCCCCACCACAAAAUGCACAGCACAUGGAGAUUCGCUGGUUCAGGAACCUCUAUACACAACCUGUGCACCUGUACAGGAAUGGUAAGGACCUGCAUGGGGAAACUAUCUCCAAAUAUGUGGAGCGGACUGAACUCCUCAAAGAUGACAUUGGGAAAGGAAAAGUGACCCUCAAGAUCUUUAACGUGUCUGCUUCUGAUGAUGGGCCAUACCACUGCAUCUUCAAAGAUGGACAAUUCUAUGAAGAGCACAUAAUAGAGGUUAAGGUCACAGUCACAAGCUCAGAUAUACAGAUUCUUAUGCAUCCCCCUAAUACCAAAGGUGUGAUGUUGGAAUGUCAUUCAGGAGGUUGGUUCCCACUGCCUCAUAUGGAAUGGAGAGACAGCAAAGGAGAAGUCAUUCCAGCAACAUCAAAAUCCCACUCACAGGACAUAAACAAAUUAUUCAACGUGAAAAUGGUCCUUUUUAUUGAAGCUUACUACCACCGAAACGUCACUUGCUGCUUUCGAAACCUUCUAACUCACCAAGAAGAAAGCAUUAGUAUUGUCCUAUCAGAUGAACUGUUUUCAUGGAGAAGAGUUUGGAUAACGAUUCUGAGUUUAAUAGCAUGUGUGCUGAUAGCCUUCCUCUUGACUUCCUGUGUUCAGCAAUAUCCCAUAUUUGGUAAAUAUUCUAAAGGGCUGUGUCCUUGGAAAAAGAGUGCAAUGCUAUUCAUGAUUUCAAUGUUUGCAAUUGGAGGAGUCAAUCUCAUUUUGUAUCAAAGGCAAAGAGUCCCAGUUUCAGAUCCACAUUUUGAACUGGAUACUUUGUGGGUAGAAGAUAUUAGUGUGGUCCUGUGUGUGCUGAUAGUGUUCAUCAUCAAGCUCAUUUCAUUUAUUUACUUCAGAUUGAAAGGUAACUAUGAAAGAAAUGCUAGCAAGAAGAUCUGGUUCAUGUAA
This is a messenger RNA of Mesocricetus auratus (golden hamster), 1089 nucleotides long. RefSeq names its product selection and upkeep of intraepithelial T-cells protein 2-like. Gene Ontology annotation, molecular function: signaling receptor binding. Gene Ontology annotation, cellular component: external side of plasma membrane. The transcript is spliced from 7 exons. Bases 4 to 1089 code for a protein of 361 amino acids. The record is from RefSeq and is a predicted model, not a curated record. Gene Ontology annotation, biological process: T cell receptor signaling pathway; regulation of cytokine production. NCBI's taxonomy places the organism in Eukaryota, Metazoa, Chordata, Mammalia, Rodentia, Cricetidae.